Messenger RNA from Ylistrum balloti, 2979 nucleotides. Its product is annotated as transient receptor potential cation channel subfamily M member-like 2. Gene Ontology annotation, molecular function: ligand-gated calcium channel activity. NCBI's taxonomy places the organism in Eukaryota, Metazoa, Mollusca, Bivalvia, Pectinida, Pectinidae. Gene Ontology annotation, biological process: calcium ion transmembrane transport. Bases 1 to 2979 code for a protein of 992 amino acids. Gene Ontology annotation, cellular component: membrane. The transcript has 21 exons. The record is from RefSeq and is a predicted model, not a curated record.
AUGGGAACAGUUCACUCUUCUGAUAAAUGGCAUUGGGAUGAGAAAACAGGAAACAUACGAUUUACAGAUUGCGAUCUUAUAUUCCAGUACGCAAUCAUAAAAAAAUCACAAGCCCUAAAUGAUGACGAUAAAGAGGCAGGAGUAAUAUUAAAACAAUUAAUGGAAAAGUGGGGCCUCAAAACGCCUAGUGUCCUAAUCUCUGUAACAGGAGGUGCCAAAUCUUUUGAAUUGGUAACGCACAAGAGAACAAUCUUCAAGCGCGAGCUCAUCAAGCUAGCCAGGACAAUAGAUAUUUGGGUCGUAAGUGGAGGAAGUGACUGUGGCAUCAUGAAAGAAGUCGGAGAGGCUGUUCGUGACGCCAAUUACUUGAAACCAAAUUCCGUUGUUGCCAUAGGAAUAGCUACAUUUGGUGUAGUAGCAUAUCGAGAGGACCUUGGUAACAAUAUUCAACAGGACGAUGUUUACUUGGCAAAUCAGAAAACAAAUGAAAAUGAAAACGAGACAAAUCUGGAUCCAAAUCACUCUCAUUUUAUACUUGUCGAUGAUGGAACGGAACAGCAAUUCGGGAAAGAGAUAUCAUUUAGAGCAGGGAUUGAAAUGGCAGUGUCAAAACUUAGAACUACUGGGGCAGAGGCUAUGGUCCCCGUUGUUCUCCUGGUUGUUGAAGGAGGGCCAAAUACAAUCAAAACAGUGAAAGAGGCAGUUUGUGGUGGGAUUCCAACAGUUCUUGUUAAGGGUUCUGGAAAAGCAGCUGACGUCUUAGCUUUAGCCUGCGAAUGUGCUGAAAAACCUAGAGCAGAGAGAAUGAGAUGGGAGUCAGAGUUAAGAAAAUUAACAGGAGUGACUGAAGUCCAUAAAGCGGCUGUUUACGAAUGUAUGGAGAAGAGACGUCUGAUUACGGUAUUCGAUAUGACGGAUACAUCAAAUAUGUCUAGUGAAAUGGGAGAAGCGAUUCUGACGGCACUGCGGAAUGUGGAAAGAGAAAACAGGAGCCUCAGUCAACUGAAGCUUGCGUUGUACUGGAAUAGAAUCGAUACCGCCAACGAUAUCAUGCGAAAUAUAAGUAGGGAGAAUCUCCAUGCAGCGUUCAAUGACAACGAGAUGAUUACUUCUGCUCUGGUAUUGGACAGAUCUGAAUUCAUGGAAAUCUUUCUAGCGAAAGGCAUGGACAUGACUAGCUAUUUGUCGAAAGACAUGCUCACAAAACUUUAUUGCGAGAUUCCAAAUGACGGUGCUUUAAGAGCUAUUAUGUGGAAAGUAAGGAAAAUACCCGAACUAGAAAAGGACGAAACAUGUUUGGUGAAUAUUGGAAAACUGAUCACUCUUCUUCUUGGGACAUUUUAUGACAUCCAUCCUUUGUAUGCAAAGAAGGGAACUAGCACCAUAGAUAAUCCGUUUCAACAUCUGUUGUUGUGGUGUAUCCUGUCAAACAGACAUGAAAUGGCAAAGUUAUUUUGGAAGUAUGGAAAGGACCAGAUUGCCGCUGCUUUGGUUGCAUACGGACUGUUGAAGAAGAUGGCCCUUCUGAUUGAAAAUAAGGACUUAGAGAUAUCAAUGAACAGUCAUGCAGAUGAAUUUUGUCAACUUGCACAAACAUUGUUGAGCAAAUGCAGAGAAUCAAGCGAAAAGAAGACAUCGCAAAUGCUUUCAACACAAAUGGACGAUUGGGGUAAUGCGACAUGUAGGCAGAUAGCAAGAAUGACAGAAAACAAAAGUUUUAUCGCUCACCCGUUCUUCCAAUCACUUCUUAGUGAGGAGUGGAUGGGUGAUAUUUCACUUCUCAAUCGAUGGACCUGGUUUAAGCUGCCGCUGUGUGUUGUGCCACCGAUGCAAGUUUUGAUACCUUGCCUUAUCACAUUCAAAGAGGAUGAUACGAAAUUCCAAAAGCAAAAUAAGACAUCCCCAAGUACGUCAACAUGCAAUUCCGAUAGAAUAUGCAGCUGUGAAAAGAUUAUACGUUUCUACCAAGCACCUGUCGUGAAGUUUGUUGGGAACUCUAUGAUCUAUGUAGUAUUUCUGAUGUUAUUCGCCUAUGCCCUGCUAUCCAAAUUCGACACUACCUGCACCAAAUUUGAAGUCGCCUUAGCAGUGUGUGUGUCCGUUUUGUUCUGCGACGAAAUAAUCCAAAUGAAGUCCACCGGUCCUGGAACGUAUUUCCAGAACAAAUGGAACUAUCUGGAUAUUUCUGGAGUGAUUCUGUUCGUUUGUGGGUUUUGUAUCUUUUUGUUUGAAUCGGCAAUAUUCACAGAGGGUCUCGGGCGAAUGAUUUGCUCCUUUUCAUUCAUAUGUUUCUCUCUCAGUCUCCUUGGAGUAUUUGCACUUCACGAGAAUGUCGGACCGCAGUUGCAGAUGAUCAAAAGAAUGUUCUUUGAUUUGCUUUCAUUCCUUGCGAUUUUAUUAAUCUGCGUAAUGACAUAUGCCAUUGCUGCUUAUGUAAACCUAUACCCUGCCUCGAGGAUUGAUGGUGAUCUUGUCUUCAAUCUUCUUCGCAUCCCGUAUUGGAAUCUGUAUGGAGAACUGAAUUUGGAAGUACUUGAACUGAAAGAACCAGACUGCAGUUUCGAUCCACUGAUCUACCAGAAUGGAGCCAUUCCAAGAUGUCCUACAGCGAUUGGUUCAUAUUUAGUCCCUGUGCUGAUGGGAAUGUAUAUGCUGUUUGCAAGUAUUCUUCUUCUCAAUCUUCUCAUUGCUAUGUUCAGUAACUCGUACGCGAAAGUCCAAGCUGAGACGCAUCUUCACUGGUGCUUUCAGAGAUCCACGCUGAUCCAUGAAUGCUCUAGUCGUCCACGAAUUCCACUGCCAUUUAAGCUUACAACGAACCUAUUUAAACUCUUGUGCUGCUGUCGGAGAAAAGGCAAACUUGGCUAUAACAAAGCUCCCCAUUCAGAUCCAGUAGUUGGCAAAAAAUGUAACUCUCUGACGCUGUGGGAGAAGGCGGUGACAAAUGAAUUUAUGAAUGAUCUCCAUAGUAUGACGUAG